UUUGCUGUAGAAAUGGAUUUUAUGAUGGGUAGGAAUGGGGAGUGCAUGUAAAUAUGAUAGUGGUUGGAAAAUAAAAAUAAAGGAAGAGAAGGAUGGGAUUGUGCUUAUUGGCAUUAAAUUUCUUUCAAUUCUCUGACCUAGAGAGUUGAAACAUUCUUCUUUUCUUCCUCCUCUUCUAUGUUGGUCAUCUUUGAUUUUCCUCAAUAUGUUGGUUAGCAUAGCGGGUCAUGCUACCCCCAUUAAAGAAUUAUUGUGGCUGCUUUCUCUCAUUGCUGGUAUCAUCAUCUGUAAACUUGUUUAUCAAUUAACAGGUGCUAUAAGCCCUUUCUUCUUCACGGGAUAUGUUAAACUUGAUUGCCAGAAGAAACUUGAAUGGAACAACCGAGGGUUUUCUACUUUCCACGCGCUCCUUGUAACAGCUGCUUCUUUAUAUCUCUUGCUUGAAUCAGACCUUUUCUGUGAUGGUGCUCAGGAUGAGUUAAUGAUAAAUAGAACAUCAGCUUUUUCAGACACCAUACUCGGGAUCUCCACUGGCUACUUUCUGGCAGACCUGGCAAUGAUUUUCUAUUACUUCCCAGCCUUGGGCGGAACGAAGUAUGUCUUACAUCAUGGACUUUCAAUGUUUGCAAUUGUUCAAUCCCUUUUAAGUGGUCAAGCACAGAUAUAUAUAUUUAUGGUACUUUUUACUGAGAGUACUACUCCCUUUGUUAAUUUAAGAUGGUACCUAGAUGUUGCUGGUCAAAAGAACUCUCAGCUUUAUGUAUUUAAUGGAGUAGCUUUAUUUCUUGGGUGGCUGGUUGCAAGGAUUCUUUUGUUUCUCUUUUUUUUCCAUCAUAUGUUUAACCAUUUUCAUCAGAUCAAGAACGUUUAUCCACUGGGAUUCUACAGCUUGUUGACUGUACCUCCUAUUUUGGCACUGCUAAAUAUGGUCUGGUUUUGGAAAAUCACAAAGGGUUUAAUUAAGACUUUGAGAAAGGCUAGACACAGCCAGUAGCAGACAACAACAACUACUACUCUUUUGAAGCUUGUGCAUCAAGUAAAGCUGUUUUCCGAUCCCUACUUCUUCAUUGAAUUACUGAGCCAACAAAACAAGUGAUUGUAAACUAACAUUUUUACAGUAUCUUUGUCAGAAAAUGCUAAUCAUAAACGUGACAUCUCUUUCAA
Molecule: messenger RNA, 1164 nt
Organism: Solanum pennellii
Lineage: Eukaryota; Viridiplantae; Streptophyta; Magnoliopsida; Solanales; Solanaceae
Product: transmembrane protein 56-B
Exons: 9
Coding region: 206-994 (262 amino acids)
Biological process (GO): lipid homeostasis
Cellular component (GO): endoplasmic reticulum; membrane
Source: RefSeq, a predicted model, not a curated record